CCCCACUUUACUUUUUUUUUUUAAAUUAUUAAACCCCGGCCGUCAGCUACUUUAACUGCCUAACCUCUUCUUCUUCUUAUCACUUUUCUUUUUCCUCUUUUCUUGCGUUAAAUCUACUUAUACGAACGCGUCUCCACCACCGAAUACCCACGCAUCCCCUAAUCGCGCGCGUUCUUCGGCCCUUCACCACUCCACGCGCGCUUGGGUUCUUCCCACGGCGGAAAACCGCAGCAAUCUUAGCAAUCGUCUCGCGUUGUCAUCUACCUACUCCCGCCACCUGCUCCAACCGGCGCGGCGCCACCAUGGAAGUCACCCAUCCAUCGCCGUCCGCGCCCGGCCCUGGUCCGCCGCCGCCGCCGCCUCCAACCGCCGCCACUCAACCCUCUGGGUUGCAGACCCCCCCGGUCAGUCUUGCUCCGGCUACAGACCCGCCGUUGUUGCUGUCGGACCUCCCGGCCAACAUCGGACCCUACUACCCCAACGGCCCACCUCGCACCAUCAAUGGUCUCGGCAACGCUGGCUCCUACGCCUCCAAUCCCAACUCCGUCUCCGAUCGAAACGAGACGCCGCCUGCGCCCCCCGCCACCCAACCGCUGCCCUAUCAGAGCUUGUCGCGUCAGCCCUCCCUCGGGUCCCUCCACAAGAUUCCCAUCCGGGACCCUCCGUCGUGGCAGACGCCUCUGAAGACCAACUACCAUCCCCCCCAGGGCUUUCCCUCACCCAAGGGGCAGCAUCAACCGCUGGGCGAUACCAAGUCCCUCGAUGACCUCUCGCGUCUCGUCUACGCCAUCCAGCAGUCCGUCCCGGCCGCGGUGCGGAGAGCCGUCCGCGAGAACUGGGAGAAGACUCUCCUCGGUUCCGAAUUCCACCACGCAUUCCUCUUGAAUGCUAUCAUCCAUCAUUCCAACGGGACCAUAAUUCGUCGGUCCAUAAAAGAUUUCGGCAGCAGGAUGGUUGCCGAAUCGAAGCACGAGAUCGUCCACCAUUUCAAGCCAAGCGAUCUCGACGAACUCGCCAGCGAAAUACUGGACAAGGCCAGCAAUUCGUUCCUCGAUUUGGCCUUGGAGAAGAGGUUGCGAACCAUCGAUGCCCGCUCGCUGAUCAGUGCUCUCGCCCGGGCCGAGCGCCUCGGCUACGAGGACAGCGACAUUCUGGAUGAUCAGAGUCCGCGGGGCGCUGCCGUGCCUCCAGUCCACGCGUCCCCUAUUGUGACUUGGACUCCCGUGAAGCUUGCGUCGAAUACUCAGCUUGGGCAAGGCGAUUCUGCCGGAAACCCUUCUCGCAGAUCAUCUACCAAGGUUUGGCAAUGUCCCCUGUGUGGGCGCAACUUCGACUCGGAGCCGCCGUACAAAUAUCACAUGGGGAAGCAAGUGUGCACCAAGGAGCCGCCGACCCAGCAAGGCUUUCUUUUCGCGUGUAAACCGUGCGGGGCAGGGUUCAUAACUAAGGCCGGUCAGCAAUACCAUCAAAUCAACCAAGUCUGCUUGCGUUUCGGCACCGGCAUGCCCAUAACGCUCACGGCACCCAUCGCAAUACCUUCGGAUUCCGACACCCCCGAGGUGGCCCCAUCUCCCCCCGCCGUCCACCCGAUUUCUUCCUCGUUCCAGGAGCACGAUCCUUACGCUCACCUGGAUCCUACAAAGUUGGAGCUCUUAAAUGAAGAGCUCCGCCAUGCUGAGAUAGUGUACGCUGCUCGGUUCAAGGACACAGAGAAGAUACUCGACCCGAACUUGCGGCGAGUGAAACUCGAGGGCCUCCAAAACAGCUUCAGCACGAAACAGAGCAACAUCCGGAGGAAGUAUGGAGUGAAGCUGAGGAAUAGACGGACGAGGGCCGAGAUCGCCGACGAACGGGGUCGCAUGGGUCUGAGAAAUAGCCACGGGGGCUUCGCGGAUGAUACGCCGAGCGCUAAACGUCAGCGAACCGACUACAACGCUUCCUUUUCGGGCUCCCAGGUCCUCCCGGUCGGCAACGACCCCGGCGGCCCCGAGCAGAGGAGCAACCAUAUCGCCGUCUCGGACAUGAACGCUGGCCUCGGCGGGUCGGUCGCGACGGCGGCGACAACCGAUCCCACGCAGUCGCAGUCGCAGGCGACCACCGAGAACAACCUCUCGUCGUACCAGAGGAAGGGCUACCGCAUCUCGUCGCACCAAACGCAGAUGCCCUCGAGCCACAACUCACCGACGACGGACGUCAAGAUGGAAGACGGCCCAGAUCCGACCCAGCUGCACCCGCAGACCGGCUCGGCUUCGGCGCCCGUGACCCUGGACGACUCCUCGUCGCCCGCCUCCUCCUCUGACGACACUGACUCGGACGAGGACAUCCCCGCGAGCUUGCCCCGUAAGACCAGUGGCACGCCGUUGAGGGGCCUAACCGGUUAAGGGCCUCGCCGCCGUAGACGUCGUCGAUUAUGCCCCAGAGUCCUUUUUUUUUAACGAAAUAGAAAAACGUAGGAAUGGCCAUAGGUGUCAGUUGGUUCGGAGUUAAUUGGCAACAUCCAUUGGCGAACGGCCGGGGAACAAGAGGGGAAUACCUAACAGAUCUCUCCAUCCCUCUUUUCCCCUCCUUUUUUUUUUGCUCUUUGACU
Molecule: messenger RNA, 2587 nt
Organism: Durotheca rogersii
Lineage: Eukaryota; Fungi; Ascomycota; Sordariomycetes; Xylariales; Xylariaceae
Exons: 4
Coding region: 303-2381 (692 amino acids)
Source: RefSeq, a predicted model, not a curated record